This is a messenger RNA of Polistes dominula (European paper wasp), 3494 nucleotides long. RefSeq names its product lachesin. Gene Ontology annotation, biological process: synapse organization. Gene Ontology annotation, cellular component: neuron projection membrane. The record is from RefSeq and is a predicted model, not a curated record. Lineage: Eukaryota; Metazoa; Arthropoda; Insecta; Hymenoptera; Vespidae.
CGCCGUGCCGGAGGCUCCAGUCCGAUCGCAGCAUCACUUGCGGUGCUUUCGCGCGCGCGAAUCUCUCUGUCUCUCUUUAUCCGUCAGUCCAACUAUACAACGGAAACACACGGCUAUUUCUUUUCCCCCCUUUUACUUCCCCGUUAUAUCAUCUACCCGCGGAGACACGUGAAACGUUUUUCCUUUUGUUUUUUGUUCGUCUAAAUCAUCCCUUUUUUUUUAUCUCCCCGCCCUCCGAGGUUUUUUAUUUUUUUUUCUUCUGUCCACACUUUUUUUUUAUUUUCCUCACACUACUCACAACACCACUACUAUUUUCUUUCUUUUUUUCUUUCUUUCUUUCUUUCUCUCUUUUCUCUUCUUCCGCUUUUCGCAAAGAGUCUGAGCUCGAGCUUGAACGAAAGAGGGAGAGGGAGAGAGAGAGAGAGAGCGAACAACAAAUAAGAGGAUAAAACGCGCGUGUUACGAUAAGAGAGAGAAAGAAGAAGAACGGUCAAAAAAAAAAGGAAAAGAAAAAAAAGAGUUAACGUAUGAAACAACAACAACAAUAUCAACAACACAACAACAACGUUCGUAGUAGUAUCGGAAGAUAUAAUAAGCGUGUUAAGUGCAACAGAUAAGAUAAAAAGAAGAGAAAUAUAGUUUGUUAUUCUUGAACUUGUUAUCUCUUGGUCACUUGUUUGGUUUUUUUCUUUUUCUUUUCUUUUAUAUAUAUAUAUACAUAUAAUAAUGUAAUUUCGAUUACGACAUGUAAUCGGAAGAUGAUGGGAAGCAAAGUGUUAUUGGAGUAUCAAUAUCAUCAUAGACGUGAACGACGUGGGAUCGUACGAUCGGAUGUUUCUUCUUCGCGCCGAAAUUCGCGAGGUGUUACGACGAGAACGACGUGGGUUGUUAGCCGAUAAAAUAAUCCCUUAUUUUCAUCCCCCUACAUUUUCUUUCUUUCUUUAUACAUAAAUAUCGUAUUCCACGCCUUCCAUUCUGACACUUUGUCAUAACAUUUCCAUCAAUGAAAUUCUGGGGUCUCGGUCUCAUUUAGAUCCCACCGUCGGAUUGUAUCAACCAACGGAAAAAAAUCCCGUUAUAAACUUGUUCGAUUUACUACAAACCUACCCCUUACCAAUACAACCCUCCCCUUCCACCCCUUUCCUCUUCUAUAAAAAGCAGUUUUAUUGUUUGGUGUUAUCGAGUGCGUUGCUACGUGAAAUUAACAGGAAUUUGUUUCCGCCCCAACCUCCCACAACUCACCCCUCUUCACUGUUUCAUGGAAAGAGGAAAUAAGUGAACUUAUUUGUGUGUAUUUCGAUCAUUUUUGUUUAUUAUCCACAUUUUAACAAGAUUCGAGCGCAUUUAAUAAAGGAAAAUAGUUCGUGUUACAACUGUGUCGGGACUAAUUUUAUCGAUUUUAUCUAUUGAAAUAAUCAAAACAGUGUCGGUCGCGUAUAUCGAUCUGAUCUGAUCGAUCGAUCAUCGAUCGUGAAACAUUUUGCGUGAAGAGUGUAUUAUUACGAUACAAUAAUGAUAAGAAAAUAAAUGAUUAGUCGACGUUAAUGGGAUAAAAAUUACGUAUGGUUGGUUGCGUGUGAAGAAGACGAGAGUUGCAUCUAACAACAACGUUGUGUUAGUAAGAAAAAAAAAAAACGAUUUCAAGGAGGAUUCACCAGAAGCUCUUCUGUUGCUCGUGUUCUUGCAAGCUCAACCGGGGGGGAUUUAGUGAAUUAAAGGGCUACAGUGCUUUGAUAAAAGUGAAUGGAUAUUUCUUGCAUAUCAAGUGACACACGUUGUAUUUUUAACAACAACAACAACAACAACAUCAUAGUUGCAUCGUUCUCGCGCCACUUUCAUCAUUCACGUUGAAUCUUCUUUUGUGUUUUCCGGCUGAAAUCGAGAAAUUCGAAGAUAAAAAGGAAAGAAGAAAACAAGGAGAAACAGCACUGCUCUCUCUCUCUGUCUUUCUCUCACUACCGAGAUUUCCAUGGAUUAUUAGAUGACACAUGAUGACGAUCAUCACUAUGAAGUAUUAUCGCAUCGUACUUACACUUCUCGGGGCUACUCAUCUCCUGCAAGCUCUACCAUCAGCAUCUCCACUCAUCAAAAGUAUUGGUGAGUCUGGCGGUAGCGUGAGCAGUCUGAACGUCGAUCACGGAAAACCAACGAACUCGUGGGUAAGGCCGCAGUUCGAUGACAUUGCACCAAAAAAUAUCACUGCCAUUGUUGGUCAAACGGCGGAACUGAAUUGUUACGUCAAACAUCCAGGCGAUCGUGUGGUCUCAUGGAUACGUAAAAAGGAUUUACAUAUACUAACGUCUUCGGUUCAUACGUAUACCGGAGACGCGAGAUUUUCCGUUAAACAUCCAGAAUCUUCGGACGAGUGGACGUUGAAGAUUGAUUACGUUCAACCUAGGGAUGCAGGAAUUUACGAGUGCCAGGUCAACACCGAGCCUAAAAUGAACUUAGCCUUCACGUUGAGAGUCGAAGAAAGUGCCCCUGUCCCUGCCACCACUGCACCGAACUCCAUCCGACGGACAUUCAACUCAGCUGCUCAAGCAAAGAUUCUGGGACAGGAGGAUGUCUACGUGAAGAAGGGUAGUACGAUAAGCCUCACGUGCACCGUUAAUGUGCAAAGUACACCCCCAAGCAGCGUUGCGUGGCGUCACGGUGGAGCCGUUGUGGAUUUCGACAGUCCCAGGGGCGGGAUAUCCUUGGAGACCGAGAAAACUGAAAGCGGCACGACCAGCAGACUUCUCGUAACACAGGCCAGAUUGACCGACAGUGGAAAUUACACGUGCACUCCUAGCAACGCGAAUCCUGCUAGCGUUAUGGUACACGUUCUCAACGGGGAACAUCCAGCAGCCAUGCAACACGGUGGUAGUUGUGGCAUAUUCUGUUCCGUACCGAUCAUCCUUCUCACCGGUUCUACUCUUCUGAUCUCAAACCUGUUAAGGUGAGCGGUCCCUUCUUGUGUGAAACAUCGAAGCUAAACAAGAUUAUUAGAUAUUAGAAAAACAUGAAGAAUCGUCCUAAAUGAAAAUAAUACACACAAAAAAAACUACAAACAAUAUAUAAGGAAAAAUACUACGACAGUUAUAAAUCGAUAUCGAAUAAUGAUGAAGAAGAAAACCAAAAAAACAAAAUACAAAUAAUCAAAAUAACCAAUACGAACGAGUGAUUUUCGAUGAUAACGCAAAAAAAAAGGAUACUUACGUAAUUUUACAGAUAAAAAAAACAAAUGUAAUAUUUGUCUGACCUAGGACGAAGCCUAAAAACGAAAACGAAUUUUUCGCGAGGCUAAUUCUAAAAAAAAAAAAAUAAAAAACAACCUAAUUUCUCGACAAACGAGAUCUCGUAACUGCCUGUAUGUGUGUUAAAAAAAUAAAAAAAAAUAAAAAAAAGGAAAUAUAUCGAAGAUAUUUCCUUUUUAAACCAUUCAUCUAUUAAAAAAAAAAAAAAAAACCAAAACCCCUUUAUCAUCGAAUCAAUUCCAAUAAACUCGAAAGGAA